This is a messenger RNA of Ooceraea biroi (clonal raider ant), 5748 nucleotides long. It is a transcript of the gene PAN2, whose product is annotated as PAN2-PAN3 deadenylation complex catalytic subunit PAN2. The record is from RefSeq and is a predicted model, not a curated record. Gene Ontology annotation, molecular function: poly(A)-specific ribonuclease activity; protein binding; nucleic acid binding. Lineage: Eukaryota; Metazoa; Arthropoda; Insecta; Hymenoptera; Formicidae. Gene Ontology annotation, cellular component: P-body; PAN complex. Gene Ontology annotation, biological process: nuclear-transcribed mRNA poly(A) tail shortening; mRNA processing.
UUUACAGAUGUCGCCAGUCAAGGCCGCGGUAUAUCUCCGCUCGGGCAGCACGCAGGAAAGCACGAUCAUGAAUUAAACCGCGACCGCGACGAAUUGCUCAGUUUCUGGCAGUUUCCUCGGAUCGUGCGGAAGGAAGUGGAACGAGGAGCGCGUGUUAUAACGCGAUCGCUCACCGGAGUUCGUCACCGUUAGAUCGAAUCGUUAGAUUUCCGGCUCGGUGGUCGCAGUAGCGGCGCAUUCUAAAGUGGUUUCGCUUGUUGCGCAGUUGCCAAGGCGACUAACGUGCGUACGUACGGGUGCGUGUACCUCCGUUGCGUGCGUGCGUGCGUGCGUGCGUGAUACGCGGUGUGCUAUGAUAAGAGACCGUGGUCGUCGGGACACCGAUACUCUUGUCGCUCUCGCGUCGUCGUGCACGACGCCACGACGCUCCGCAACAUAAUCUGAAGAGCCGCCGCUUAUUAUGGACUACCCGGUGUUGGGCCACUACGACCCAACUGUAGAGGCCGCGGAGCACGGUAGUGGCGAGCAGGAACAGGAGUUGCUAUGGGAUGAAUGUAAUUAUGUUGUGCCUGGUGAUGAGUACGUACCUGCAGCGGAGCAGUUUGGAGAGGAUUUCGCCGGUGCCGAGUUUCACGAGACGAGAACGUUGCUUGCCGAUGGUGGAGAUAGAUUUGGAGUUUCCACUGCCAUUUUCGAUACGGUCGAGGAACUUAUGUGGAUGGGGAAUCAGGGGGGUCACGUAACAUCUUAUUAUGGGUCCGGUUUACAAAAAUACACCUCUUUCCAAGUUCACGCGACGCAGGAGGUGCGGCAUAUUCAUCCCGUGGAUGAAGGGAUCCUGGUGUUGACUCAGAGUAUAUUGAGAUGCCAAUUGCGGCGAGGCAUACCUAUAUUUACGCACACGUCAGCGAAUAUGAACGAUAUGCAGUGUUUGUUACAAAUCUCGCCGACUAGAUUGCUCAUGGGUGGACACCAAGACAAAAUAAUCGAUUUUAAUCUAACUAGAGGGAAAGAGACUGGAUUAGUGGACGUAGGAGAGAACGGUUGCGCGAUAUUGAGACAACACAGUAGACUGAUUUGCGCUGGUAAUCCUGCGGGGAGAAUAGAUCUCAGGGACCCAAACACACUAUCAGUAGAGCACACUUUGGAUACACAUAGCGGUUCUCUAAGCGAUUUUGAUGUUCAGGGAAAUUAUCUUGUUACGUGCGGUUUUACUAACAGUCGUCAGGGACUUACCGUCGAUCGAUUCUUAAUGGCCUACGACCUGAGACAAAUGAGAGCGUUAAGCCCGGUGACUACGAUGGUAUACCCUCUUUUACUGAAGUUCCUUCCAAGUUAUUCCAGCCGGCUCGCAGUGGUAUCGCCAUUAGGACAGAUGCAACUACUUGAUACAAUAUAUGCUAAUGUACAACCAUCAAUGACAUGUUUGUACCAGGUUGCCACUGGCGGCGCGGGAAUACUCUCGUUUGAUGUAGCCUCAACAUCUCAGUGUCUUUGCUUUGGAGAUUCAGCGGGUUCUAUACAUCUAAUGGCCACUAACAAUCCGGAACCUCAAUUCAAUACAUUUUCUAGGCCUACAGAGUUUGCUGAUCCAAUCGAGACACUACCAUCGAUUCCCUUUGACGACGAUGUCACUCCAUUUAGUACAAUACCAAUCGUGUAUUCUGAUCAACCACUUCUAAGUGAUUGGCCAGAAGAGUAUAUAAAAAAGGUUUAUAGAAAAACUCCACCGAUAGAUCCCGAGAUUUUGCGCACAAUGAAGAUGCAGGGAACAAUAGGAUACGCACCAAAUCCUCAGGCCUUUCGCAGAAAUCAAAUACCGUACAAUUUGGAAAAACGACGUGGCUUAGUCGCGAAGCCUUUCGCGGGGGACUCACGGUCUAAAACAGAUGACGGCACCUUUGUGGCCAUACCUAAGCGUUAUCGUAAAAUCGAGUUGAAAUAUUCACGGCUCGGUUACGACGAUUUCGAUUUCGAUCAGUACAAUCGAACCAGCUUUUGCGGUCUGGAAGCCACCCUUCCCAACAGUUAUUGCAAUGCUAUGCUACAGUUACUAUACUACUGCGAGCCUGUAAGAAUAGCAUUGCUCUCACACUCAUGCCAACGGGAAUUCUGUCUUUCUUGUGAAUUGGGGUUCUUGUUUCACAUGCUGGACAUAUCUCAAGGAUUACCCUGUCAAGCUGCGAACUUUCUCAGGGCUUUCAGAACGGUGCCGGAAGCGGCUGCCUUGGGACUUAUAUUGAGCGACCUGCAUGCCGAAGCAAAGAAAAAGAUCAGUCUGAUUAGACUUAUCCAAAGCUGGAAUAGAUUCAUGCUACACCAAAUACAUUACGAGAUUCUGGAAACUAGGAAACGGCAACAAAAAGAGAAGGAAGCAGCACGACUUAAAUCGGGUACCAAGCCAGGGUAUCCCCCCUUCGUUUAUAACGAACAGGAAUUUCCUAGCAUUGUUGGUUCUCGAUUCUCGGAGGAUCUUGGUUCUCGUUAUAGAAGCCACGAUGACGAAAGGAAGAAAAAGAGAAAGCAGGAGGAGGAUGGUAAAUAUAUGUGGAUCACAUCGAAAGACAAAAACACCAAAAAAUCCACCGAAGAAAAUGAAGUGCGAGAUGAUGAAACGGAGAUCAGUCGUCUAUUUGGAUCCGAACAAACGCACAUAUAUCGUUGUCUCAAAUGUGGGCAAGAAGCUACGAAACAUUCCAUCAUGUUACUCUGUAACUUAGCUUAUCCGGAAAUAAUCAGUCCUUCUGAAGAGGUACCGUUCACAAGUGUUCUUGCCCGCAGUUUAAGACCUGAGAAAAUUACACCCGCGUGGUGUGACAAGUGCCAGAAAUAUACACCUACUCUCGAUUCUCGACAAUUGACUAAACUACCUCAAAUACUGGCUCUAAACUGCGGCUUAGAUACUCAGCAGGAUAAGGCGUUUUGGCAGAAUCAAAUGGAUAUUGUAGUACAAAAUGUGCUGACGGGGAAGGAGAGUAGUCCUAGCUCCAGUCCUGUGCCUGUUACCGCGAAACCUUGUCGGUACGGUAUUAACUGUACUCGAGCUGGAUGUCGUUUCAGACACGUUGGUCGUGACUCAGAGACGGAGAAAUUAUUAAUGUCACCUUCCACUCCAUCUACUUCGUCAACGACGCCCGUUACGUCACCUCCUAGUCAUUUGUAUUACUCGCACUCCUGGAUACCUCACAACAUAGAGAUCUCCCUUGACGAGAACGGAGAUAUGUCGGUUCGAAAGGUCGGCGAGCCGAAAAACGAAUCAAAUAACGACUCGUCCGCACAAACGAGUGUGAUGGAAAAUGGCCAGGACGACAAUAAGGUACAAAUCGUUUCGGAGAACGUCGGGAGUAACGCUGACGAAGGUAGUGCUGAAAAUUGUAACAUACCGUCGAGUACGAUGGACGGCGAAGCGAAAAGUACAAGUCCCGAAAUUCCUGUGAGUAAUGCUCAAAAGAUACAAUAUGGUCUCAGCGCUAUCGUCUGUUACAUCGACGAUAAGAAUAACGAGGAACGAAGAAACCUCGUGGCGCUGAUACGAGUUGAACCAAAUUAUCACGUGCGAUCGACGGGCAAUGCCGUGUCACAAUGGUAUAUUUUUAACGAUUUUUGUAUAUCAGCGGUGACACCACAGGAAGCAGUUUGGUUUAAUCUAGAUUGGAAAGUACCGUGCGUUCUCUAUUACACGGCGAUACCCGCACCUGAACCGGCACCAUUUGUCAGUCCUCUCACAUACGAUGUGUUUGGAGAAGAUAAAUGUGUCGCUCGUAGCGGUGGAACCAGAGGCAUUACGUUCACUCCACUAUCGUCGGACGAAAUGCCUAAGAAAGGAGAACUGGUAGGGAUCGAUGCCGAAUUUGUUACUUUGAAUCAAGAAGAAUCCGAACUGCGGAGCGAUGGAAAAAUGUCGACUAUAAAACCAAGCCACAUGUCAGUCGCGCGAAUUACUUGUAUACGAGGCCAAGGUCCUCUCGAGGGUACACCAUUCAUAGACGAUUAUAUAAGCACUCAGGAACAGGUGGUCGAUUAUCUUACAAAAUUCAGUGGGAUUCAGCCGGGAGAUUUGGACGCAAACUUUAGCAGCAAGCAUCUCACUACUCUGAAGUCGACGUAUCAAAAGCUAAGAUUCUUGGUAGACAACGGCAUAAUCUUCGUCGGGCACGGCCUGAAAAACGAUUUUAGAGUAAUAAAUUUGGUAGUGCCGCCGGAGCAGAUAGUAGAUACCGUUCUGUUAUUCCACUUACCCCAUCAUCGUAUGGUAUCGUUGCGCUUUUUGACCUGGCACUUCCUGGGCAAGAAAAUCCAAUCCGAAACACACGAUUCGACUGAGGACGCGCGCGCGGCCUUGGAACUGUAUCGCAAGUAUAAAGAAUUGGAGAUCUCCGGUACGCUCACACAAACGCUCAAGGAACUGUACGAAGUGGGCACUCAAUUACAGUGGAAAGUCCCAGAUAGCUGAUACGAGGAUAACAUAUAUAAUAUAGAUAUAGAUGACCAGAUCAAUUUGAAUGGCGAUAAUGAUGAUUAGAAGAUAUAAAUGUUCAUGUGUCCAUUGUUCAUCAUUGUUCAACAUCAUUGUUCGAAAGGUAACACUCGGCGGACACCAAGGAGUCUCGACGUUCAAUCUAGUUUUGUAGAGAACGUCGUUUACUCCACGAUGGGAAGAAGACAUGUACGUUCCACUUACGCGCAACAUUAUAGACAAAAUUUGGGAUCGCGUCACGAUACUGCGAUAAAUUAACGGUUACAGAGACAUGAUAUUGAUACUCAGUUAGCGUUAUUUUCGGGUAUUAGAUCAUUGUUGCAUCCGUUUACCGAAACGUGUGGUGUGUUUAUGAACACAUUGCAAAUUCUUGUCAUUACUCGCCUCGUAUGUCGCGUAUAAUUCGUUGGAAAAAAUUGUUGAUCGUGAAAUUUUAAAUAGAAAUACGUCCGUUUUUGAGCACGGCAUAGAUUUGUACAUAUUGUAUGUCUAAUAAUAUACUGGCGUUUUCGGGAGCAGUAAUAGUCCGGAUACUCUCUGUCUCUGGCCCGAUGUAAUAUCAAUAUCCGCUCCAAUUUUCCGUGUGAGAGGUAACGUAUGCCAUCCCGAUUUAUCAAGCAGUUGCCGAGUGUAAAUGUAAAAUAGCUCUUAGCACAAUAGCAAUAACUGAAUUGUGUAUCCGUAAGUACACGAUAUUUCACUGUUUUUCCUUUUAUAUGUAUUUUCUCUAGGACAUUAACUUUUGUACGAUUUUACGGAGCGGGAUUUCAUGCAGGUUUUUUACGAAAUAUAUUUACUUCGUAUCAGUGAACCUUAGUUAUCUCGAGCAUAUGCAUGCACACAGUAUUCUUCGCAUCCAUAUACCGGUCGCAACUGUGACGAUGCUCUUUGCAAUGAGUAAUCGUUACUUUUCAAAACUGAUGGAUUUGUGUGAGGCUCUCGAAACGCGAAAAACAACUAUCGAAGACGGUAGUAUAUUUUACAAACUGACAAUUGUACUCAUUACAAAUUAUUUUUAUAUACAUUUUACCAAUAAAUAUAUGGAGAGAAUACUGUCCAGAUUUAUUAAAAAGAAAAAUGAGAUUGUCGGAGCAUAUAUUUUUUUAUAUCAGGAAGAAUUUUCUUAUAAUUUGUGCACGAUGUAACUUGCAGCGGAAACGGUCAACGCGAUUAAUUAUAUAUAGUACAGUACAUAUGAUGGUAAUCAAGCAUUUGUUUUAGGCCAAUCACUGUUAUGUCAUUGUAAUUUUUCAAUAAAUGGUUGUAAAACU